AGCGCAAAGUGGGCUGCGCCAUGGAAUUGGGGACUGAGCAAGAGCCGGAUCAUUUGAUGACAUUGUUUGUGAUUGUUUUGAUUUUUAAAAAUGUAUCCUGAUCUGAGAACAAGUGACCACUGAUACUGCACUGAUUAGUGAGAAUGAGAUGAGCUGAGCCUGCGCUUGAAGGCUGAAGUAAUUAGGCUCCACGUAACUUUACACUUACAGACUCUCGUCAGACACAGCUGAGCCGUGAGCGAGGCUGAGGCGAGCUGGUCCAGGCGCAGCGGAGUGUGCCUGCGGCUGGGCAGUGUAUACAGUCUUGCAUGUUCAAUGUUGUUGCCUACAUGUAGCCUAUCCCCAUCCACAAACGGUACUUACUCAGCUGAUUGAUACUGGCUUACUGAGUCAGCCCGAACAGAAGUGGCGACGUCCCCGGGCUAUAUUAUUAGCCUAAUUAAUACUCAGACUUUGCCUUGGUCUGCGCCUGUUUAUUGUUGCCUGUAGGUUCCCCAACGAUCUUGUCCCCAAUUCAUCAACUCACUUCAGGAUGCCACUGUGCUUCCUCUUCAUCAUUUGUUGCGUGUAAUACUAGCAUCAACCAUAUUAGUUGUCGGAACAUUUGCAUGUUACAUUCGCCCUGCACUGUCAGUCAAUCGCCACUCACUUUUAUCCUGAUUUUGCCUCACUUUCUUUUGAUCUAAUGCUCCAAAGAAUGUCAUCUCAUUGGCUUAGUCCACCCAAAGAUGUACCUGCCCGUCGGCUGAGCCGCAGCGCAGAGAAUCUGGCUUCAGGAGGGCAGACUGCCACGCUGCCACCCAACAUUCAGACGGUGCGACCAUCGUCACCCCAACCGUCAUCAACAUUCACCAGAGGUUUCAAGGGAUUAUUUCACCGUAAACGGGAGAUUGAUUCAGGCCAUCCAGAUGUGUCACCCACUGGGGGCGACAGUCAAGGGUCGCAACAGCUUUCAUCCUCAGCCAAUGACCUCCAUCCGGUGUCAUACGCGGGUAAUCUACAUGAUCUCCCAGAGAGACCCAGUGCAUUCAAUCGAGUUCUUCAACAAAUUAAAACUAGGCCUACUACUAUGAAGAAGCCGCAACCAGAGGGUAAGCCAGAUAGUAAGAAGGGCACCGCAUCCAGAACCAAAUCAGACGGGAGCGACAACGAGAGCACCAUGCCUUCUUUCUCUGUUUCCGGUAGCACCAGGGAGGAGGCCAAGUCCUCUGCCAAGAGGUUGUCGGCAUCGAGAACGAAGGACGAAGAGGGCAGGAGUGCGCUGGAUGAUUGCGAGUCAGUGACGUUAGGUAGAGAGCUUGAAACACAGAUGAGCACGACCCCUAACUAUGGAUCUGACAUGGAUGAGGUGGAUAGUAGCUCUACUCCAGACCCACAGAGAACCAAGGCCCUCAUUGAACAUUAUCUAACAAAGAUAGAAAGGACUAAAGAACUUAUCAAGGCUGAACAAAAGGCUAAAGAUGAUAAUGUAACAGAGUACCUGGCAUUAGCGGAGCAUGCAGAUAAGCAGCAGAUUUCCAGAAUUAAGACUGUCUUUGAGAAAAAGAACACACGAUCAAACACAAAUAUUUCAAACUUACAAAAGAAGCUAGAGAAUUAUCAGAGAAGAUUAUUUGAUUUGGUGAACUAUGGUGCAUCGGGACCAAGGAAACCUAAAGAAGUCCUCCAAGGAAUGCAUCAAGGUCUAAAGGGCGUUCGGGACAAUAUACGAGAAGGAAUAACGGGGUUCUCGGGUGGGGUGGCAGAUAAGAUAGGCGAGGGUUUGUCGGGCCUAUCGGAGCUCACUCACACCGCAGCAAGUGCAAUGGUCUCCAAACCUAAGGAGUUUGCCAGUAAAUUCAAGAACAAAUUUGGAAGUGCAGAUAACCUUGAUAGCAUAAAUGACGAUGAUGAUCAAAACUCCAUGAAUAAUAAGUCCAAAAGUAGCUGGUUUGCACCCAUGCCUGUGGAUGCAUUAAGACCGAGGUCGGCAAGUGAUGGAGAAGAGACCUACAGCCUGACCUCUGGAUCAGGACCCAACAAUAACGGGCAUCCGUUGCUAGGUGAGGAUGAUGUUGAGCAUCCGCUGGCAGGAGCUGUUAACAAACUCCAAAGAACCGUCCAUGAGUUAACAGCUUCCCACUCCAGACUUCAACAGAAUAUAGAAGAUUUACAGAACCAGUUACAGCAUCAAUUACAGUACUUCAACCAAACUCUGCAAGAGGAACGGUAUAGGGCAGAGAGAUUGGAAGAACAGCUCACCGAUUUGACUGAUCUCCACACGCACGCAAUGAGUAACCUCCAACAGGAGCUUAGCUCCGUUCAGGAGAGAUUAGAGUAUCGUAUGGAAGAGAGGAGUAGAGAUUAUAUCGACUCUGUUGAGCAGUGUCAAACAAGGAUAUCCAAAAUUGAGCUUGCGCAACAGCAUCAGCAAGUCAUCACGUUAGAAGGUUACGAGAACGCCAACGCGAGGGCAUUGCUCUCAAAGUUCAUCAACGUCAUACUGCUUAUACUAGCCGUCAUUCUUGUCAUUUUAUCCAACGCUGUCAAUCUCGUCUCUCCAUUAGUACAAACCAAGUCUCGUCUUUUAGUCACAAUAUUCAUCGGUGCAGGGCUCUUCUAUCUCUGGCAACAGAGGGAGAUUAUCGACGGUGCACGGCGGAACUUUGCUCAAAACUAUAUACAUUAUCUGCCCUUCCAGACUCGGUGACACGCAAUCAUCAUUCCAUCCCAGCCACGUUAUUUCUAAUAAAUGAGACUGAUGGACAUAUCCUUGUCCUUCCCAUGCACAAUUCUGAUUUAGUGGGACUAAGAAUUUGACUGCAUGGAGUCCCCCACCGUCUGCAUUGAUACAUGGGACUGAAGAUGAAUAUCAAAAUGCAUCCUGAAACCCGAGUGACAGGAACGGAAGUGGAAUAAGAAAAGGAUAUGAAGUCCUCCUCUUCUCCAAACCAGAUAUGUUCAUUUUCCUGAGGAUGGCAUUUAUUGUACGUCUUUACAAUUAUUUAUUGUUGGGACCGUUGGUCUUGCAGAUUUUCUCUUGAAAUAGUUUGAAACCAGGCAACUUAAUUGCUGAUUCAAGACUCUACAGAGAGAGGGAGUCCUGUCAAUAAUAAUCACUUAGGAUCUAACCAAACUCAUAGACAAAUCAUCUCAUUUUCCAGAAUGUUGUUAAGCU
Molecule: messenger RNA, 3157 nt
Organism: Lytechinus variegatus (green sea urchin)
Lineage: Eukaryota; Metazoa; Echinodermata; Echinoidea; Temnopleuroida; Toxopneustidae
Product: transmembrane and coiled-coil domains protein 2-like
Exons: 15
Coding region: 686-2689 (667 amino acids)
Cellular component (GO): endomembrane system
Source: RefSeq, a predicted model, not a curated record